Camellia sinensis is the source of this 411-nucleotide messenger RNA. NCBI's taxonomy places the organism in Eukaryota, Viridiplantae, Streptophyta, Magnoliopsida, Ericales, Theaceae. The record is from RefSeq and is a predicted model, not a curated record.
AUGGAAUCCUCAGACUCAGACCCUUUCAAUUCGUUCAAGUCGAAGAAGAUGGUCAGUUCAUCAUCAUCGAAGCCAUUAUCGUCCGAUCAAAUGACCAAAGCUCACUCGGAUCUGAUUCCAUGGAGCUCCAAGACCCCCGAGAAGCCAGCGAACCCUCUAGGUCGAGUUCGGAAUCGCCAGACGUCAGAUCGAGAUAGUUUGAUGGAAAGCAGAUCAGGUCGAAGCCCAGGAGAGAAGAAGCCCGCUGAGAAGAAGCCAGCGGAGGAGAAGAAGAGCACUGUCGCCGAGAAAGCUUCGGCGGAGAAGAAGCUGAAGGCGGGGAAGAAGCUGCCCAAGGAGGACGAAACAGCUACCGGAGACAAGAAGAAGAAGAAGAAGAAGAAGAAGAAGAGGACGAAGAAGGAGCGUUGA